Molecule: messenger RNA, 2271 nt
Organism: Rubroshorea leprosula
Lineage: Eukaryota; Viridiplantae; Streptophyta; Magnoliopsida; Malvales; Dipterocarpaceae
Source: the annotation of a GenBank genome assembly
GAUUUGAGGGAUGCAUCAUGGUAUUCGAAAGUCAGGUUCACAUCUGCCCUUCAUUUUAAUGGAAAAGUAAAAUAAUUAACAGCAAUAAUUACGAAUAUGAUGCCUAAAAAGUCUGUCUAUCGAUUAUAGGAGAAUCGCAGGGUUGUGCCGUUCCAAGGGCCAUUCUUUCUUCCUGCUCUGUCAUUAGCAUUAUUAUUUUCUUCAGCUUUGAGAAAUGUGCUCGGAUCUUGUGUUCUCUGCUCUGCUGUAUACUUCCUCAGCUUUCCCUAUAACACAUAUGAAGCAAUGUGUUCAAAGUUCAUUGCUCAGUUUCCCCUGUUUUCUCCAUUUUCCCUUCUCAUUCAGUUCAUCUUUCCUUCUCUGUGUAUCUUGAGCUUUCUAGAAUAUCCAAAACCAUGUCUGUGGGUUUAAAGUCUUCUCUUUGCCUCUUUUGAGUCUGUUCUUUAACUUAUUUUGGCUCCUUGACUCCAAAAGUCCACUGCUUUUUAGACAUGUUCAUCAUCUACAUUUGAGCCAAGCUUCAGAAUCAGAAGCCAGAGUGGGUUUUCUUCUUUAGGUCUAAACAAUUUCGUACAUUUUUAAUAUUUCUAGCCAUGAGUGUCUUUAGUGGAAUUCCCAGCAAUCAUUUUAUUUUGGUUGUUUGCAUUUUGUGUUUGGGUGUUCUGUGUGGUGGACAAACAGAGUUUGGUACCGCUCAAAUGGAGAAAGCUGAGCAAGCAGCCCUGUACUCGGCCAUUCAAGGCUUUGUGGGUAAUUGGUGGAAUGGCUCAGAUCUCUAUCCAGAUCCUUGUGGAUGGACUCCCAUUCAGGGGGUUUCUUGUGAUAUUUUUGAUGGGUUAUGGUAUGUCACUGAUUUGAGCAUUGGACUUGUUCAUGACAACUCUCUUGAAUGUGCCCCGGAAGUGGAGUUUAGGCCACAGUUGUUUGAGCUCAAACACCUGAAAUCUCUCACCUUCUUCAACUGCUUCACUUCACCCCGGAGACAUCCAGUUUCCUUCCCCUCCGACAACUGGGAAAAGCUUUCCGGCAAUCUGGAAUCUUUGGAGUUCAGAUCAAACCCGGGUCUAGUAGGACAAGUUCCUACUAGCUUUGCUUUCCUCACCAAGCUUCAAUCUUUAGUCCUACUUCAAAAUGGGUUAAAAGGUGAGAUACCGGAAAAUAUUGGUAAAUUGAGUAACUUGAGGAGGCUAGUGCUCGCCGGGAACUGGUUUACCGGGAAAGCUCCGGGCAGUUUUGGAAGCUUAACAGAACUGUUGAUCCUGGAUUUAAGCAGAAACUCACUAUCUGGGCCAUUGCCUCUGGCUUUUGGAGGGUUGACUUCACUCUUGAAGCUUGAUUUGAGUUACAAUCAACUACAAGGAAAGCUGCCUGGAGAGAUAGGGAAUCUGAAGAAUUUGACCCUGUUGGAUUUGAGAUCCAACAGAUUUUGUGAUGGGUUGAGCCAGUCACUUCAAGAAAUGCAUUCUUUGGAAGAAUUGGUGCUAUCCAACAACCAAUUUGGAGGAAACCUGUUGAGCCUGGAUUGGCGAAGGCUACCGAAUUUGGUGAUUUUGGAUCUCUCCAAUGUGGGCUUAUCAGGUGAAAUUCCUGAGUCCAUUGUUGGGUUAACCAAACUAAGGUUUUUGGGUCUAAGCAACAACAAUCUCACAGGCAAUCUCUCACCAAAGUUAGCAUCUUUGCCAAGUGUUAGUACACUUUAUCUAAAUGGAAACAAUCUGACAGGAGAGCUUAAAUUCCCUGGAGACUUUUAUGGGAAAAUGGGGAGGCGUUUUGGGGCUUGGAACAACCCAAAUCUCUGCUACCCUGUUUCCCUAAUGACAACUAGUCAUGUUCCAUAUGGAGUAAAUCCAUGCCAAGAAGAUAUAACUUUGGCUGACCCAAAUUCCAUGACCAAGUUGGGGGAUCCUGGGAAUAUGAAUCAGAAUUUCCACUUUGUGAUCUCUUUGGGAUUCUCAAGCUAUGAUCUUGAUGGGCUUUUGUGGGUUUUCUUGGUAAAUACAUUGGUGAUGGUACAGCUCUCGAAUUUUCCCCUAUAGGUCCUUGUUGUUAAGAAAAGAUUCUAGGUCUAGCAAGUAAACCUUCUUAGAUGCAACAGUUGUAAUUUCUUUAUCGCUGUCCGUACUUUUAACCCCCAACAAGAUGCUAAUAUCUUUUGUUUUUGGAGAGUAAUGUUUGCAUAGUUCAGGUUCAACUAGCUGCCAAAAUGAGCUUAGCAUGGUAGGUGAAGUUUGGAUGUAUCUAUAAACGUAUCAAUGAAAAAAGUUGUGUGGU